Rhopilema esculentum is the source of this 1166-nucleotide messenger RNA. RefSeq names its product thymocyte nuclear protein 1. Gene Ontology annotation, cellular component: nucleus. NCBI's taxonomy places the organism in Eukaryota, Metazoa, Cnidaria, Scyphozoa, Rhizostomeae, Rhizostomatidae. The record is from RefSeq and is a predicted model, not a curated record.
GGCAAAUGCCCCCUAAAAAGAAGCCAAAAACCAGUGCUAAAGAUGCGAAAGAAGUUGAGAGAGAUGAGGCUUCGCAAGAAACAGAAAGGUUCUGGCUUAUGAAGUCUGAACCCGACACUCGUAUGGAAAAUGGGGUUGAUGUCAAGUUUGGCAUUGAUGACUUGAUAAAUGAACCAGACCAAACUGCAUGUUGGGAUGGAGUUCGCAACUAUCAGGCAAGAAAUUUUAUGAGAGAUCAGAUGAAAGAAGGAGAUCUUGCAUUCUUUUAUCAUAGCAAUUGUAAACCACCUGGAAUUGCUGGAAUAGUGAAAAUAGUCAAAGAAGGUUAUGUGGAUCACACCCAAUUUGAUAAGAAGUCUGCUUAUUAUGACCCUAAGUCUACAAAAGAAAACCCAAAAUGGUUUAUGGUAGAUGUGAAGUUUCUGAGAAAAAUGAAGCGAUUUAUACCUCUCCAUGAACUUAAAGGAUUGCACCUUGAACAUAAAGAGCAAAGUGGCCCACUGAAAAGCGUAGCAUUAUUUACAAAGGCAAGACUCUCAGUGCAACCAUUGACAAAGGAGGAGUUCGAAUUUAUGAAGGAUUUAGAGAACAAGGUAAACGAGUAAGUCCAGUUGAAGUUAAUGCUUGGAAUGCAGUUAUGGUAAAUAUUGAAAUUUGCCUAAAGUAUAUUUGUUGUGAGAGAAGAAAAACAAAAUUACACUUUUUCAGUAGAAUUUUUCUAUAACAAGAAUCAUCUUUAAACAUGAAAGUUACAAAAGUUCUCUAUUCAUGCUCUGAAUUUCUACAAUAAUUUCAAAUAAUAUAUUAUUUAACUAAAGCCUUUGAUAUCUAACCAACCACCAAAAUUAUACACAUGUUUUCAACAUUUUCUCUGAAGCUUACAGCAACAAAGCAAUUUUUAGCAAUACAUAUUGCAUGGCCAGAGGUCAGGUUUUUUAAAAUAUAACAGAAAUUGUUUAAAUCAGAUUUGCAAAUUUAACAACUAAUGCUGAAUGUGUAGUAUCUAAGGAAUUGAAUUUAAUUACCAGAGAAUCAGUUAGAAUCAUUGCACAUUUAUGAUGCUUGUGUCAAUAUUAUCCUUUGGGUAUACCAAGCAGGGUAGGCUGUUCUGCAACUUUAGAAGGUCAACCCCAUCAAAAACAUUCCAUUUCAACAACACAAUUGUU